AAGCUGCUGUAUAAAGCUGGGAGCUGUCACUGACAGGGGGAUGGCUUACUGAGCAGCAGCAGUGCAGCUCACCACUCAACAGAGGGAGAAAGGACAGGCGCUUAUUCUGUCUUUAAACGCUCAGUGGUGGUCCGAGGCUUUGCUAUGAAAUACUACACAGCAGUUUCCAGGUGUGCGGUGCCAACUAGCAGACUGAAGCCAGUCCGCACAGUCCACUUCCCCAAUGACAUAGUCUUCCUGGAUCACAUCCGCCAGGGUGAUCUACAACAAGUCGGGCGCUUCAUCAGAGCAAGCAAGGUGAAGCUGGACACCUUAUACCUGACCGGAAUGGCAGCGUUACACGAGGCAGUCCUGUCCGGAAAUUUGGAAUGUGUGAAACUGCUGAUCAAAUAUGGGGCUGAUGUUGAGCUGAAGGACGAGAAUGGAUGGACUGCACUCCACAUGUGCUGCAGUGACGGGCACUUGGAAAUAGCAAAGUACCUGAUGUCUCAGGGAGCCAGAGUGGACGUGGCGAAUGACGAUGGGGAGCUGCCUAAGGACCUUAUUGAUCCUGACGAUGUCAAAUUGCGGGCACUGUUUGAGCUCAGGGACGGCUGAGAACACUCCUUGAUUCAGGCAUAUUUCACUCCCAGACAACACACCAUGACUAGCACCAAGAGCAGAACCAAUGUUCAGUCUGUGACUCUGGACAAAAAGUGCUCAUGUUCCUCUGUCAGCCUGGAGAGGUUUGUGAGCUGCAAGUGCAGUGUGAGAUCGGCAGAAUUUCUUCAAUCAUUUACAUAUUUGCUUGAGUUCACUUCCUUUUGAAUUUUGACUCUCUGAAUAUCAUUGCUUCCAGUCUUUUUGAAUGAAGCUAUCAACGGGUUAAUUGAUAAGUUUAAAGAAUUUUCCGUUUCUGCUGCCAACUGUCAGGGUUUCAAGAUUUUCAAUGAUCAUGUUCAGCACUGACUGCUUUUGCCAGGCCCUAUAAUGAUCUGAAGAAUAACAAGUCUUACAAACAUUAGUGUCUUAAUUUGCUAUGAUUCCUUGUUUAUCCCUGCGGCUUCCUAUAGAUCCAGGCCCUCCCGAUGACUUACCUCCAACUAUCGCUGUAAUUAAUACCACUUAGGACAAAACAUAAUACUUAUGUGAAUGUAAAAUUUUAAAACUGUGGUGAACAAUGUUUGCUGCAUUUUAAAUGCCAGAGUAAGAUACUUAUUUAAAAGAGCUAUCAGUUAUCUUUCCUAUUACACCCUUGUUUGACUUGGUGCCAACAUUUUUUCUGUAAUUUAUGCACUUGGGGACAUUGUAUUGUGUUAAUUUUGUUCUGUAGAUGCAAGUUUUUGUUAUAAUAUGGA
Hemiscyllium ocellatum (epaulette shark) is the source of this 1337-nucleotide messenger RNA. RefSeq names its product protein phosphatase 1, regulatory subunit 27b (gene ppp1r27b). The coding region runs from base 145 to 597 and encodes 150 amino acids. Lineage: Eukaryota; Metazoa; Chordata; Chondrichthyes; Orectolobiformes; Hemiscylliidae. The transcript has 3 exons. Gene Ontology annotation, molecular function: phosphatase binding. The record is from RefSeq and is a predicted model, not a curated record.